Messenger RNA from Nipponia nippon (crested ibis), 815 nucleotides. It is a transcript of the gene HSPB8, whose product is annotated as heat shock protein family B (small) member 8. Gene Ontology annotation, biological process: cellular response to unfolded protein. NCBI's taxonomy places the organism in Eukaryota, Metazoa, Chordata, Aves, Pelecaniformes, Threskiornithidae. Gene Ontology annotation, cellular component: nucleus; protein folding chaperone complex; cytoplasm. Gene Ontology annotation, molecular function: protein homodimerization activity. The record is from RefSeq and is a predicted model, not a curated record.
CCCGGGGUGGAUGCGUCUCCUCCGGGACGGGCUCCCCAGGGAAAUUUGCAGCCAGGAGCGGCCGCACAGAGGCUGAGGCUCUGUGGGAGAGCCCCGGGGACGCGCUCGGACCCCUCUGAAGGAAGCCAUGGCCGACAGUCAGAUGCCCUUCUCCUGCCAUUACCCCGGCAGGCGCAGCAUCCGCGACCCUUUCCGGGAGCCCGGCUUGACCUCGCGCCUGCUGGACGAUGAUUUCGGCAUGUCGCCCUUCCCCGGGGACCUGACAGCGGACUGGCCCGACUGGGCUCGGCCCCGGCUCACCACCACCUGGCCGGGUCCCCUGCGCACCGGCAUGGCCCGCGCCUCCACCAUGGCCCCCGGCUACGGCGCCCGCUUCGGGGGGUACCCUGAGAGCCGCAGCCCCGUGCCCUUUCCUCGCGAGCCCUGGAAGGUGUGCGUCAACGUGCACAGCUUCAAACCUGAGGAGCUGACGGUCAAAACCAAGGAUGGCUACGUCGAGGUGUCAGGCAAACACGAGGAGCAGCAGGUGGAAGGAGGGAUCGUCUCCAAGAACUUCACCAAGAAAAUCCAGCUGCCCUACGAGGUGGACCCCAUCACGGUCUUCGCCUCCUUGUCACCGGAGGGGCUGCUGAUCAUCGAGGCGCCCCAGAUCCCCCCCUACCAGCAGUAUGGCGAGGGCGGCUGCAGCAGCGAGAUCCCCGUCGAGAGCCAAGAGGCCACCUGUGCCUGACCGGCCACCCGCAUCCCUCCCGCACCCCGGCGUCCCUCCUCUCCUCUCCCCUCUCCCCCCGGACCCCCGCUCCCCGGGCCCCUGC